AUGGAAUGUGAGAGUGGCAUUCCACGGUCUCACCUACCGCAACAUAUAGCGGUCGUUAUGGACGGAAAUCGACGCUACGGAACCUUGCGGUACGGAAAGGCUACAUCCGGACACUGGGAUGGCUCUCGCAAGGUACUGGAAUGUGCAAAGUGGUGUCUUGCCGAACAUAUUCCCGUACUUACGGUCUACGCCUUUUCGACCGAAAACUGGCGCAGAGAUCCACAAGAAGUAGCCACACUCAUGAGUUUGUUCGUCACGUACUGCGAAGAGCUUCGGGUGGAGGCGAUCCAACGCAAUAUUAGGGUUCGUGUCGUGUCUACCGAACACGAUCCAAUCCCACCACCAGUUCGUGCUGGAUUGCUCCGGCUGGAGCAUGACACUCGGCACUGCGCAGCGGAAGGGACGGACGGUUUGCAGAUGAAUAUUUUACUUUCGUACGGGAGUCGUGGAGAAAUAGUCCAAGCCUGUCAAGCUCUGGCAUCCGAGUGUCUCCACGGCAACCUUGCCCUACAGGAUAUCAGCGAGUCCCAUCUCCAACAACGACUCUUGACCAGCCACGUUCCGGAUCCCGAUGUCGUCAUUCGUACUUCGGGAGAAUUCCGAUUGAGCAAUUUUUUGUUGUGGCAGAUCGCUUACGCAGAGCUCUUUUUCUUGGAGAAAAACUGGCCUGAACUACAAAAAGCGGAUUUGGUGGAAAUCAUUCGGUCAUACGCAGCUAAAAGGCAACGUCGCUAUGGAAAAUAA
Molecule: messenger RNA, 744 nt
Organism: Phaeodactylum tricornutum CCAP 1055/1
Lineage: Eukaryota; Bacillariophyta; Bacillariophyceae; Surirellales; Neidiaceae
Exons: 1
Coding region: 1-744 (247 amino acids)
Biological process (GO): polyprenol biosynthetic process
Cellular component (GO): endoplasmic reticulum
Source: RefSeq, a predicted model, not a curated record